AUGUGCUCUUCUACCACGAUCAUAACCCAACUUCUCUUCCUCCUCCUCCCUUCUGUUGUUCAACCUUUCUAUCUGAGAAAUGAUAUUAGUUUGGACAGAUCUGCGUUGUUGGCAUUCAAGAAAGCCAUUCUGGUUGAUCCCGGGAAUGCCCUCAGUAACUGGAGUGAGACGACCUAUGUCUGCGAGUGGAAUGGCAUUGUUUGCGGUCUGAAUCCUGAAAGAGUGACUGAACUCGAUCUCAAGAGUAAAUAUCUUUUAGGAACAAUCUCGCCAUUUCUCUCCAAUCUUUCUUACCUUCAAUUACUUGAUUUGUCUGAUAAUUCACUCCAAGGUUCUAUUCCCAUCGAGCUUGGAGCUUUGUCUAACCUUGGGCUACUUGGAAUCCAAGGGAAUCAUAUACAGAAUGAAAUCCCUGAGAGCUUUGGCAUGCUUAGGAAACUUCGUUACAUCGACCUCAGCAACAACCAGCUUAGUGGAAGGCUCCCAACAUCUCUCUUCUACAAUUGCACUCAAUUAAGCUAUGUAGAUCUUUCUAAUAAUUGGUUUACUGGUUUGAUUCCUCCGCAGCUUGGAAAUCAACUUCCUUCUCUGGAGAACCUCCUCCUUUAUCAAAAUCAAUUGACAGGUAGUGUUCCAGCUUCUCUCUCUAAUUCAACAGAGAUGGUGGAGAUCGAUCUCGAAAACAAUUAUCUGAGUGGUACGUUACCAUCAGAAAUCUUGAUGCAUCUACCUUCUUUGAAGAUACUGCACCUUUCAUAUAACAACUUCUCAAGUGAUGAUCAGAAUUCAAAUCUUGCCCCCUUCUUCAUUUCAAUUGCAAAUUUGACUCAUCUAGAAGAGCUGGAACUGGCAGGGAACUAUCUUGGAGGUACAUUGCCUUCCACCAUAGGCCUUCUUAGUGUUAAUCUCUCACAGGUUUAUCUCCAAGAUAAUCUCAUCCAUGGAGCAAUCCCAUCAAAUAUAUCAAAACUUUCCAAAUUGAUGUCGCUGAAUCUAUCAAACAAUCUUUUGAAUGGAAUUAUUCCCUUAGAGUUAAUUCUUUUACCCAAUUUAGAAAGAUUGUGGAUCCAUACCUUCAAGCCUGGGGAGUACAAAAUUAGAGCUUCUGGAUUUGUCUCAUAA
Molecule: messenger RNA, 1122 nt
Organism: Elaeis guineensis (African oil palm)
Lineage: Eukaryota; Viridiplantae; Streptophyta; Magnoliopsida; Arecales; Arecaceae
Source: RefSeq, a predicted model, not a curated record